AUGACUCCCCUCCAUUCUAUCAUUAUCUCAACCCUUUUUCUUCUCCCUUCAGCCCUUGCUGAUCACUCUUGUAAAGCCUACCCUGGCACAUCAGAUUGGCCCUCUCACAAAACAUGGUCUCGUCUCAACAGCACUCUCAGCGGACAUCUGCUUGCACCCACACCACCUGGAUCAGUAUGUCACAAGGACUGGCCUGCAUAUAACAAAGAUACAUGCUCCAAUGUCGCAGCUUCUUGGAAACAUUACGACUUCCACACUGAGAACCCAGUCUCAGUAAUCUAUGAUCAGUACCCAAGCUGGACUUGUCUCCCUGAUGCAGAUUACCCAUGCAGCGAUGCUGGAUAUCCUGCAUAUGUGAUCAAUGCCACCACGGCUGAGCACGUCAAGAUUGGCGUUGACUUUGCUCGAAAACAUAAAAUCAGACUCAUCGUCAAAAACACAGGCCACGACUACAUGGGCCGCUCAGUCGCACCAGGCUCUUUAUCACUCUGGACCCAUCACUUAAAAGACCUGACCUACCACAAGGGACAUUUCAAACUUUACAAUUCAGAGACCACUAUCUAUGGUGACGCCGUCACUGCCGGUGCUGGUUCUCAGAUGUACGACGUGUACACAUACUUGGACAAGUAUAAGCGCGUUGUUGUCGGCGGCGGUGGAAAGUCCGUCGGCCUUGGAGGAUAUGUUACCGGCGGAGGCCAUUCACUCUUGUCGCCGAGGUUUGGUCUCGCUGUUGAUCAGGUCCUGCAGAUGACCAUUGUUACGCCCGGUGGAAAGAUUUUAACUAUUAACGAAAACAACCAUCAGGAUCUUUUCUGGGCUAUGAGAGGUGGCGGUGGAUCAACCUUUGGUGUUAUCAUCUCGAUGACUCUCAAGGUCUACAAAACACCAAAAAUCUCUGCAUCCAUUCUGACAGUCGGAACAUCCUCCGAAGCACCUUUCAAGUACGAUCUUCUCGCCUAUGUUCUCUCCCAGUUUCCAUCUCUUGCAGAUGCAGGUCUGUCCGGAUAUGCAUCUCUCAGCCCGCGUGUGGCCAACCCAUCUCCCGGCCCAGAAGCACCAAAGGAAGUAGCAGGGAUAUCAGGUAUCUUUGCCGCGCAAGACGUACAAGAUCCCAAUUAUAUCCACAAACUUCUUCAACCCCUCAAUGAAACCCUGCAAAAGCGUUGGCCGGGCUUCGUCCAGUUCACUGCCACGUCUGAGACGUACUCUUCGUUCUUGAAGUGGUAUGAUGUUUACUUUGACCAAGGUACCGCAGGAGACACAAACUACAUCGUCUCGAGACUUCUGACCAAGGAUUCCCUUGAGAAAGAUGAAUCCAAGUUGAGCCACGCACUUGAACAAGGUUGUGUGCCAUCUGGUGGGAUGAUCGCUCAUCUAGUCUCGGGCAAGGGAGUGCACGAUGCCAAACCCAGAGGAGGAAGUGUUUCAGUAAACCCUGGUUGGAGAGAUACAUAUGUCCAUGCUCUUGCCGGGCAUGCCUUUCAACCUUUCAACCGAACAUCUGAGAAACAGGCUGUUCAGAGUUUGAUCAAAACUUGGGAAUCAUUCCGAGAAUUGUCUCCCAAAGCAGGAGCUUACAUCAACGAGGCACUUCCGUUUGAACCAGACUGGCAGCAUACUUUCUGGGGCGACAACUACGAACGACUUUUAUCUAUCAAGAAGGCUGUUGAUCCAGAUGAUGUGUUGUGGUGUUUCCCCUGUGUCGGAAGUGAGAAGUGGAAGCAGAAGCGCGAUGGUCGUCUUUGCAAAGUGGCUUGA
Fusarium pseudograminearum CS3096 is the source of this 1758-nucleotide messenger RNA. RefSeq lists its product as uncharacterized. Lineage: Eukaryota; Fungi; Ascomycota; Sordariomycetes; Hypocreales; Nectriaceae. The coding region runs from base 1 to 1758 and encodes 585 amino acids. Gene Ontology annotation, molecular function: FAD binding; oxidoreductase activity. The record is from RefSeq and is a predicted model, not a curated record. The transcript is spliced from 5 exons.